Messenger RNA from Brettanomyces bruxellensis, 2079 nucleotides. RefSeq lists its product as uncharacterized. The transcript is spliced from 2 exons. Bases 1 to 2079 code for a protein of 692 amino acids. NCBI's taxonomy places the organism in Eukaryota, Fungi, Ascomycota, Pichiomycetes, Pichiales, Pichiaceae. Gene Ontology annotation, molecular function: zinc ion binding; DNA-binding transcription factor activity, RNA polymerase II-specific. The record is from RefSeq and is a predicted model, not a curated record. Gene Ontology annotation, biological process: regulation of DNA-templated transcription.
AUGGCACAGCCAAAUAAGUCACGGCAACCUUCAAUAGAAAAGAAGCUCGCUUUUUAUGAUGAAGCUAAGAACUCUUCAAGUACAAAGGCAAGGAUUAAGCAUAGCAGAAGACGAUAUCGUUUUCAAAGGGCAUCUAUAGCUUGUACGGAAUGCAGGAAAGCUAAAACCCGUUGUAACUAUAUUCAUAAUGGAACCUCGUGUUUUAGAUGUGAAAAUUUGGCACUUAAAUGCUCGUUAAGUGAAAUUGUAAAAGAGAAGACGGUUUCAAAGUUUCAAAAAGAGGCCGAAAUUAAAAAGGAUAGUCCCUUGACAACAGUUAAUAGUACUACCAGAAAAGUGAAGGUAGAAGAUAAGAAUGGAGUAACAUCCAGACAAAUGGUACAUCGAAAAGAUCCCACCGUGAGGGAUUUAAGUGGUGUAAUUUUACAAUUUCAGAAAUUAAAUGAGGAUCACUUUAAGCUCAUCGAGACAACCAUGCAGAAGCUGUCAGGAAAGUUAGAACAAAUUAUAGAUCAAAAAAAGUCUUCAAAUAAUGACGAAACUUUGCUAGGAUUAGAUGCCACUAAGACGUUCGGUGAUGUUCCGGAAUCCAAAGUAGACUUGAACAAUGUUCAUUUGAAUUUUUUGGAAAAUCUUCAAAUCCAUCCUUCACAGGCAUUUGAUGCUGCGACUAACGGACAAGCGACAUUUGUUGAUGGCAUUUCACAAAAUGCCAAGGGAAGUGGAAUUUUGAAUUUGGCAAAUAAUGAAGAUAUUGACUCCGGACAAAAUUCGCCUAAUGGGAGCACUCCAAUUCCGGAAUUUGAUCCCGACUUUUUUGGUAGUUCACCUUUUAGUGGUCUCGAAACGAUUUCCCAAAGGCUUCAAAUGCCACAUUCGUUCUUUAAAAAUAAUUCGUUGAUCGAAGGGCGAACCAUCUAUACAAGUAUGGACGUCAUCUCCAGAAAUAUUCUUGAGUACGAUACCUGCAUGAAGUUACUAGAUUCAUGCUUUGUUCAUUACCGUCGAUUUUUAAUGGAGAAUAUAGGAGACAUAGGUCAUUGGUUGAACGAAAUUAGAGUUAAAUGUCCGCUAUUACUUUCAAUAUAUGUUCUUUUAGGAUUGCGACAUAGCCGGCCAGCAUCGCAGCCAAAUUUUAAUCUUGAAUUAUCCAUUCUUGAUGAUUUAAACCAACUUCUAUCGCUGUUCAGAUCUGAUACUUCGAAGUCGAUACUUUUUCUGGAAAGUAUCUCGCUUUUAGCGCAAUUUGCAAUUACUUUGUCUUAUCAGCAAAUACAUUUUGAUGGUUGGUUGCUCACCUCAGAUGGAUUAACAAAAUUCUUUGAUUUCUGUGCGAAUACAGUUUUCUUUGAGAAUGGUGAGUUGAACUAUGAGAAAGGGCAAAAGUUACAUAUUCUCAGCAAUUUGCUAUAUACCCAUAUGUCCUAUUGCAUUAUAUGUGGUAAGCCCUGUAUGAUGGACAGCAAACUUCUUCAUCGUUGUUUGGAUCUCAUGGAAACCAAUGCCGCCGCAUUUGAUAAUAACUUUACUAUUGGAAAUAUUAACUUACUAGUAACAACUUACGAAUGCAUAAGAAGCAAAAAAAACCUUCAGAAUUCAUUAGCGCAAGUGGAUGCAACCUUUUCAAAAUGGUAUAAAGCAGACUUAGGAAAGGAAAUGCCCCUAUUCAUCAUUCAAUUCAAGUUCUGUAGAGUUAUGAUGAUUAGAAAAUUUCUUCUUGGCACAAAUAGUAAAGACGAUGAUGUCUAUUACAAAUCUGUGGAAGCAGAGAUGAUAAAUUCAGUGUCAGAAAUUACUACUUUAGCAAAUAAGAUAGAUAUCAACUUUUUGAUUACCUUUUCUGACACUGAGUUUAUGGCUGUGUUCAUGAGUACUUUUGUUAUAUUACAAUUAAGAAAGGGAGGAUACUUCGAUGCCGUCCAUGACGGCCUAAUAAUGAAAAUAUCCGCAAAUUUUCUUCAAUGUUGCGUUUCGAUCUCCAAUCAAAAUGUUUAUUAUUUCAACGGUUUGAUACAUGCGAUGAUCACAAUUAUAGAUCAUAUGAACAAAGUUAUUUUCAGUGAAAAUAGCCAACGGUAA